This is a messenger RNA of Lachancea sp. 'fantastica', 720 nucleotides long. NCBI's taxonomy places the organism in Eukaryota, Fungi, Ascomycota, Saccharomycetes, Saccharomycetales, Saccharomycetaceae. The record is from the annotation of a GenBank genome assembly.
AUGACCCAAUAUUUGAGUAUGCCUCUCGAAACACACGCUCACGCCAGUGUAUGGCUGGAAGACGAAGAAUUGACGUUUCCUUCAUACCCAAGACGUUUCCAUCGGGCUUCAGAUGCCGGCUGCGAUGUCGGCUCCAACGCUCCUCCAACUUCCCCGUCGUCUUCCUCGUCCGUUCGCUCCGAUAUAGAAUCGCUAUUGGAUCGAGACGAGUCUCUAAACUCUAACGAGGAUUUCUGGCGCGAAGUGCCCGCCACCACCGAGUCGUCUUCUUCUUCUUCUGCUGCUACCACUACAGACCCCAGCAGCUCCCAGAACGACCCAAAUCUGUCAUUCCCACUCUCCACCGCCAUCCCACACUCUUCUUCCUCUUCUUCUUCUUCUUCUUCUCCCCUGGAAUCGCCACAAUCACCUCAAUCGCCCGUGUCGGAAACGUGUCUGGAAGACUACAUUCGCGAUAUGGGACCCUCCGCCACCGGCCCCACAAUGCUGCAAAGCCAGUACCAACCCGAUUUUCAAAUCAAAAGACUGUGCUUCCGGGAUGCAGACGGUAAACUCGCACUCACCGACCACUCCCGUGCCUCUGUGCAUAAACCGUCGCAUGCCAGAGGCAAGUCCUACAAAACCAGCAGAAAACUGCUGAAACGGGCGCUUCGUCGCAAGAGUGGGCUCUGGGAAAUGGCAAGCCCCAAAUUCGCCGUGGCAGAAUUCAUGCUGCUAUAA